AUGUCCAGCCAGAACGAGGGUAUCCCCCUCCACCUCCAUCCGCACGAUGCUGGCUACCGUCUCAUCGAGCUUCCCCCAGAGCUCGAGUCCAUGCUCGAGUCGGAGACGGCGCCCGUUCUCACCCUCGAGUCCUCGGACACGUCGGCAGUCCUCAAAACACCCAGCAAGUCGUACACCCUCCGCCAAAAGAAUACGUCCAAUUCUCUCAUCCUGCUCUCGUCUCCCUCCUCCUCCUCCUCGCCGGAACCAGGGCUCUCCGCCAUAGCGACGAUUCAUGAGACCGUCGAGUUGGAUCCCAUCCCAGACACUCCCGCAAAUCAGGCUCCUUUGAAGGACACGGGUAGCAGAGGGAAAUGGCAUGAGAAAUUUGGCAAGGGCAGGUGA
Messenger RNA from Drechmeria coniospora, 384 nucleotides. Its product is annotated as Sister chromatid cohesion protein DCC1. Gene Ontology annotation, cellular component: Ctf18 RFC-like complex. The transcript has 2 exons. Bases 1 to 384 code for a protein of 127 amino acids. Gene Ontology annotation, biological process: mitotic sister chromatid cohesion. The record is from RefSeq and is a predicted model, not a curated record. Lineage: Eukaryota; Fungi; Ascomycota; Sordariomycetes; Hypocreales; Ophiocordycipitaceae.